Daldinia caldariorum is the source of this 1391-nucleotide messenger RNA. RefSeq names its product putative zinc-binding dehydrogenase family oxidoreductase. The record is from RefSeq and is a predicted model, not a curated record. Lineage: Eukaryota; Fungi; Ascomycota; Sordariomycetes; Xylariales; Hypoxylaceae. Gene Ontology annotation, molecular function: oxidoreductase activity, acting on NAD(P)H. The transcript has 2 exons. The coding region runs from base 146 to 1273 and encodes 375 amino acids.
AUCACCGAACAGCCCCCACGCUACGUCAGAUGUGCAGUCUUUAGGGUCCCCUAAUUAUAGACGUUCUAAAAUGCGAGCGCCGGCAAGUUAGCUAACCCUUUCCACUCAAAACAAAUUAGAGAAUACCAAGAGGUGACUUCAUUUCAUGCUUUUCCCUCCGUGUCACAGCAUGGCUGUAUCCUCACUGCCAACAUCCAGAUCGGCUAUUGUAUGUAUCUCUGAGACCCCAGGUGCCAAUCUCGCUGUGCGGCAUGGUCUUCCUAUGCCGCUUCCCUUGGCUCCUGGCCAUGUUUUAGUUCACGUCGUUGCUGUCGCACUUAACCCCUGCAACUGGAAAAUGCCCGAUAGGUUUCCGUCCAUUGGCUCAGUAGGCGGUAGUGACUUUGCUGGCAGUAUCGUGGCCCUCAGUGAUGGCAUCGAAACAACACACCCAGGCCUUACCGUUGGCGAUCGUGUCUGUGGUGCGGUGCAUGGCUUCAACCCGGCAGACCAUAAAUCGGGAUCAUUCUCGAACUACAUUGUCGCAACGGCAGAUAUUCUAUUGAAGAUACCUGAGGGAGUGAGAUGGGAGGAGGCUGCAGCUAUAGGGGGGACAGGGAUUGCUACGCUCGGCAUUGCCUUUCGUCAAUAUCUACUGCCUGAAUCGUGGUUUGUAAAUCAAGCCAAGGUGGAUGAAACACUUCCCGUGCUUGUCUAUGGAGCCGGAACAGCCACUGGAACGAUAGCCAUACAAUUAUUGAGGAUACUUGGAUUUCGUCCAUUAGCUGUAUGCUCUUCCAAAAGCGCUCAACUUGCGUUGUCAUACGGUGCGGAAAAGACAUUUGACUACACCUCGUCUACUUGUGCCGCAGAUAUAAAGAGUUAUACAAACAGGCGUCUUGCCCACGUCCUUGAUAUCAUCGCGGACUCGACAUCUAUAAAGCUUUGCUACGAUGCGAUGGGCCGUCUAGGAGGGUCAUAUGUUGGCCUUGAGCUACUCCCCGACGACAGACCGAACCGGCAACUUGUCCACGCUGCUUGGGUCAUGGGUCAGUCUAUAUUCGGGAAGGCCUUGCAGUUGGGUAGGGGGUAUGGAAUACCUGCGAGUCCAGCAUCUCGCCAGCUUGGGAAACGAUGGUUCGCAGAGGUGCAGGAGCUCUGGCACAGAGGUGCAAUCAAACCGCAUCCGGUACGAGUCGGCCAGCAAAGAGGUUUAGAGGCAGUGAUAGAUGGAGUUAAUAUAAUGCGACGUAGACAGGUAGCUAGGGAGAAAUUGGUUUAUUUUCUACAAUAAGCAGGCUUUAUGGAAAGUCGCCUUCUAAAAGUUGCGUAACCUUUUCAAUGUUUCCACGCAGCGAUUCUAUGCUCCGAUUUUGACCCCCUGGACCAUCAGUCUCCAAAGCCAUUACCAC